AUGAAGCAUCUUAAGGACUCAACAACAGAUGUUUUUAAGGAAAAUGCCAAACUUCAAGAAAACUGUAAGCAGCUUUUACGAGACACUGACGCACUCAAGGAACAAGUGAGUAAACUUAAUAAACAGAAAAUUAAAGUUGAAGAGUCUGUGGCACAUGCAGAACAACUUGUAAAUGCAAGGAAGAUCACAUCAGGUCUAACUGAAUGCUUGCUAAAGAUGAAAGUCUGGGCUAUUCUUGAAGAACACAUGACAUAUAGUCACUUGCAAUCAGCAAUGAAGAGUGGAUCAGGAAAUGGUGCUCUCUUAGAUAACCAGACAGAAGAAUCUUUGUGA
Castor canadensis (American beaver) is the source of this 333-nucleotide messenger RNA. NCBI's taxonomy places the organism in Eukaryota, Metazoa, Chordata, Mammalia, Rodentia, Castoridae. The record is from RefSeq and is a predicted model, not a curated record.